AUGUGGAAGAAGGCUACAUUUGCCGUGUCCGUGGUGUUGCAUUAUUAUCCGCCUCCAAACAGAGAUCAGAUGCUUCUCUUCCACCUGCUCCCCGUCAACAAAACAAACGCGCCUCUGCUUCUGAUUGGCCGCUUCGUUGGCCAAAGCAUCUGGCGUUCCCUGAAGCUGGCUGUCUGUCUGAGCAUCGCCACGCCAUUUUCGCUUUCCCAUGACAAGUGCAGGCAGCAUAUGUUUGAGAACCGCGGCCUAUUUGGGAGAAAAGUGAAGUGUUGA
Molecule: messenger RNA, 273 nt
Organism: Knipowitschia caucasica
Lineage: Eukaryota; Metazoa; Chordata; Actinopteri; Gobiiformes; Gobiidae
Source: the annotation of a GenBank genome assembly